This is a messenger RNA of Galeopterus variegatus (Sunda flying lemur), 1365 nucleotides long. RefSeq names its product protein tyrosine phosphatase, non-receptor type 2 (gene PTPN2). Bases 1 to 1020 code for a protein of 339 amino acids. The record is from RefSeq and is a predicted model, not a curated record. NCBI's taxonomy places the organism in Eukaryota, Metazoa, Chordata, Mammalia, Dermoptera, Cynocephalidae. The transcript is spliced from 9 exons. Gene Ontology annotation, molecular function: protein tyrosine phosphatase activity. Gene Ontology annotation, biological process: protein dephosphorylation.
AUGCAUUUUUCUAUUGAUGAUCACAGUCGUGUUAAACUACAAAAUACCGAAAAUGAUUAUAUUAAUGCCAGCUUAGUUGACAUAGAAGAGGCACAGAGGAGUUACAUCUUAACACAGGGCCCACUUCCUAAUACAUGCUGCCAUUUCUGGCUCAUGGUUUGGCAGCAAAAGACCAAAGCAGUUGUCAUGCUAAACCGAAUUGUGGAGAAAGAAUCGGUUAAAUGUGCACAGUACUGGCCAACAGAUGACCAAGAGAUGCUGUUUAAAGAAACAGGAUUCAGUGUGAAGCUCAUGUCAGAAGAUGUGAAGUCAUAUUAUACAGUUCAUCUACUACAAUUAGAAAAUAUCAGUAAUGGUGAAACCAGAACAAUAUCUCACUUUCAUUAUACUACCUGGCCAGAUUUUGGAGUCCCUGAAUCACCAGCUUCAUUUCUCAAUUUCUUGUUUAAAGUGAGAGAAUCUGGCUCCUUGAACCCUGACCACGGGCCUGCGGUGAUCCACUGUAGUGCAGGCAUUGGGCGGUCUGGCACCUUCUCUCUGGUAGAUACCUGUCUUGUUCUGAUGGAAAAAGGAGAUGAUAUUAACAUUAAACAAGUGUUAUUGAAUAUGAGAAAAUAUCGAAUGGGACUUAUUCAGACACCAGAUCAACUCAGAUUCUCAUAUAUGGCUAUAAUAGAAGGAGCAAAGUAUAUAAAGGGAGAUUCAAAUAUACAGAAACGGUGGAAAGAACUUUCUAAGGAAGAUUUAUCUCCUGCUUUUGAUCAUUCACCAAACAAAAUAAUAACUGAAAAAUACAAUGGGAACCGAAUAAGUCUAGAGGAAGAAAAAUUGACAGGUGACCGAUGUUCAGGACUUUCCUCUAAAAUGCAAGAUACUGUGGAGGAGAACAGUGACAGUAUUCUACGGAAACGUAUCCGAGAAGACCGAAAAGCUACCACGGCUCAGAAAGUGCAGCAGAUGAAACAGAGGCUAAAUGAGACUGAACGAAAAAGAAAAAGGCCAAGAUUGACAGACACCUAAAUAUUCAUGACUUGAGAGUAUUCUGCAGCUAUAAAUUUUGAACCAUUGAUGUGCAGAGCAAGACUGAAGCCCACUCCGGAAACUAACGUGAGGCUUCCUAUACCUGUAGAUUGCCUCACUGUUGUCUGUUUACAGAGUAAACUUUACAUCCAGGGAAUGAAGAGCACCCACCAGCAGAAGACUUUGCAGGACCCUUUAUGAUGUAUCAUUAAGUGUUUUUUAAUGUGUGUAUGAAAUGUAGAAAGAUGUAAAAGAAAUAAAUUAGGAAACUACUUUGUAUUGUACUGCCAUUCCUACUGUAUUUUUAUACUUUUUGGCAGCAUUAAAUAUUUUUAUUAAAUAGAC